Molecule: messenger RNA, 2289 nt
Organism: Chaetomium strumarium
Lineage: Eukaryota; Fungi; Ascomycota; Sordariomycetes; Sordariales; Chaetomiaceae
Product: general substrate transporter
Exons: 3
Coding region: 166-2061 (631 amino acids)
Biological process (GO): transmembrane transport
Cellular component (GO): membrane
Molecular function (GO): transmembrane transporter activity
Source: RefSeq, a predicted model, not a curated record
GACUUGGCAAGUCGGAUCUGCCACUACACCCGCGACUACACCUGUUGCCCGUCCCGCUCUGCUUUCUUCCACGGCCGUCCCUGUGCAAGUGUGCCUCUCCCAUCAUCGCCCACAAAGUCGGCACCUCACAGAUCACUGCUCACGCAGGUCACGCACCGGCCAAACAUGGCUGAAAAGGCGCCGUCCUCUAGCGAUGGCCGCGAUUCGUCACCAUCCGUAGCCAUGGGCGACGUGGAGAAGGGUCGGCACACCCCUCCCGGCGAUCACCAUGCGCCGUAUCUGGACCCGGCCGCCAUGGCGGAGGACUACGACGGCAAGCCAACCGAGGAGGAACUGGCCGUCCUCCGGCGAGUGCCUGGCACGAUCCCCAUCAUCGCCUACCUCAUCUGCAUCGUCGAGUUCUGCGAACGUGCCUCGUACUACGGAAUCCAGCCCCUGAUCGCCAACUACGUCAACCGGCCCCUUCCCACCGGUGGAAAUGGCUGGGGUGCACCGCCCGUCGGCGACCAGCAGACUGCCGGCGCCCUGGGCAUGGGAACCCAGGUCGCCAAUGCCGUGACACAGUCCUUCAGCAUGCUGGCUUAUUUGUUGCCUCUCAUCUUCGGGUAUCUCGCUGAUGCCAAGACGGGUCGCUUCAAGCUCAUCUGCUGGGGUGUUUAUGUCUUCGGGGCUGCCCACAUCCUCAUGGUCGGCGCUGGUGCCAAGAACCUCCUCGAGAAUGGAAACGCGAAGGCUCUGUUCUUCAUAUCCGUGUACAUUCUAUCCGUCGGCGCCGCCAUGUUCAAGCCGAAUGUGUCGCCUCUGCUGCUUGAUCAAGUCACUACUACGGUUCCCAAAGUCGUGACGCUCCCCAGCGGCGAGAGAGUCAUUGAGGAUCCCGAGUCCACCACCGAGCGGGUCAUGCUGUGGUUUUACCUGAUGAUCAAUAUCGGAGGCUUCAUGGGUGUUGCCACAUCCUAUUCGGAGAAAUACAUCGGGUGGUGGCUCGCCUUCCUGAUCCCCCUCGUCCUGUAUCUGCCGCUGCCGCUCCUCCUUUGGUUCCUGAAGAAGCGCCUCGUGCUGCACCCGCCCGGCGGCAGCGACCUUCCCGAUGUCUUCAAGGUUCUCGGCAUCUGCUUCCGCCGCGGAGGUAUCACGAGGAUCGGCCGCCAUGGGUUUUGGGACCUCGCCAAGCCCUCCAACAUUGCUGCUGCCGGUCUCAGCGGCAGAUACAAGACGGAGUGGAAUGAUCAGUUCGUCGAUGAUGUCCGCCGCGCAUUCCAAGCAACAGGCAUCUUCUGCUUCUUCCCUAUCCAGUAUAUCAACGACAACGGCCUUGGUUCUGCAGCCAGCUUCCUGUCGACUAUGCUGGAGACCAACGGCGUGCCGAAUGAUGUUAUCCAAAACUUCAACUCUCUGAGCAUCAUCGCCUGCGCGCCGAUCCUCAACUACGGGCUAUAUCCUCUUCUGCGGAAGAUGAACGUCCACUAUGGGCCCGUUGCGCGUAUGACGACCGGUCUAGCCCUGUCAACACUCGGCGGGGUGGGCUAUACCGUCCUGAACUACUACGCCUACAAGCAGUCACCAUGCGGAGAGUAUGGCUCAAGCGACUGCACGGUCGGCACCGGCGUCGCCCCCAUCUCCAUCUGGUGGAUGGCCAUCCCCUUCGCCAUCGGCGGUAUCUCGGAACUUUUUAUCAACGUUCCGGCGUACGGCAUCGCCUACUCCCGUUCGCCCGUCAACAUGCGUGGUGUCGUGUCUGCCAUCAACCUCUUGAGCACCGCCGUCGCAUAUGCCAUUGGUCUGGCCUGCUCGUCUGUCAUUACAGACCCUUACCUGACUUGGGAUUUUGGCGGUCCUGCUAUCGCAGGCGGUGUGCUGACCGUUAUCUUCUAUUUCAUGUUCAGACACAUUGACAAGGAGGAGUACGUGUUGAACACAACUGAAGGCGGCGAUAAGGACUACCACCUCGAGCUGGAACGGACUCGCAAUGUCGUUGGCGAGAACCAGCUGAACAAGAGCUCCAACAGGCCGGCACCUAUCGCCGAGAACGAGGAGAUGAUGAUCUCUCAGAAGCAGUAGAGGAGCGAUAUCGAGUGGAUGGGUCAUGGUUGGAGUUUGGCGUCUAGAUUCCCGGCAUAUCAUAGCUACACUGUCCUACGAAUACUAUACUACAUGUGUGAUAGUAUCCCCCCAGUCAAUCUGCGUUGACAGUUGACCGAACUUACACAGUCGCUUGUCUUACUACCUAUCUCUGCCCAUCGUGCCUUGUGUGUUUGUGUUCACGGAGCAACGCCUGUAGCCGAUGGC